Moesziomyces antarcticus is the source of this 345-nucleotide messenger RNA. RefSeq lists its product as uncharacterized. The record is from RefSeq and is a predicted model, not a curated record. The transcript has a single exon. Lineage: Eukaryota; Fungi; Basidiomycota; Ustilaginomycetes; Ustilaginales; Ustilaginaceae. The coding region runs from base 1 to 345 and encodes 114 amino acids.
AUGGAAGAAAGCUCGGUCUCGGCGUUCAAGCGCUCCGCACUGAAGGGCCGUGCGCGACGGGACCUGGCCGCCACUGAUAACGCGCCACCGAACUUUGCAUCCGAGCUCUACCCCAUGGCGCCGCACACAGCCCCCGCCUGCCCCGCCAGAAGCUAUAUGACGUGCAAACGAUUGCUCGCGCACGGCCAUUACGUCGUGCCUCGAAAGUUGACCUCGAUCGCUCGCGCGGACAAAGCCUACCCGAACCGAAUCUUGCCUGCCGAAGAUGCUCGCGCCUCGACGAUGCUUCAGACGGGUGCGAAUGCGAUGGAUGAUGUGCUUUGCAAAAAGAUCAGACUGCUGUAG